CAACCCCCCCCAUCCCCCCCAAUGGCGGCCUCGGCCCCAGCGGAGAGACCCCGACCCACCGCCGCGGUUGCCAUGUGACGCCGACGCCGCCAUCAUGCCCAGCCCGGUUCGCCGCCCCGUUCCAUCGCCGGCGUUGGCGUCGUUGCCGUCGGAAGGUUCGGCGCUGCAGCGGGCGGCGGCGCAGGGCAAAUUCCGCCUGGCUCGGCUGCUCCUGGAAGGGGGAGCCUACGUCAACGAAGGCGACGGCGCCGGGCAGACGCCGCUGAUGGCCGCGUGCCGCGCCGCCUACGCCGAGCAACCGCGCAUGGUGCGGUACCUUCUGGAGAACGGCGCCGACCCCAACAUCCCCGACAAGGCCGGCAAGACGGCGUUGAUGCACGCCUGCGCCGAGCGCGCCGGCCCGGCCGUGGCCGCCGUCCUCUUGGCCCACGGCGCCGACCCCAGCGCCCGCGACCACGCCGGAGCCUCGGCCUUGGUUUACGCCUUGAACGGCGGCGACCGCGAGACGCUGCGGGUGCUGCUGGACGCCUGCAAGGCGCGCGGCAAGGACGUCAUCAUCAUCACCACCGCCACGUCGCCGUCGGGCACCAAAACCACGCGGCACUACCUCAACUCGCCGCCUUCGCCGGGCGCCGAGGAGAAGCGCUCGCCCAUGUCGCCGUCGGACAUCGAGGUGCGCACGGCGGCGUCGCCGGCCGGUAGCGAGAAAGACGAGGAACGCGAUGUCUUCCGCUUCCCGAUGUCUUCCGCUUCGCGGCGGCGGCCGCUGCAGCGCCUCAACUCCGAGCCGUGGGGGCUGGCGGCGCGCGAGGGGCCGCGGGCGGCGGGCGAGCGGCUGGCGGCGGGCGUGGAGGCGCUGGGAUUGGGCGCUCGCCCGCGACGCCACAGCGUGGAGAGCCGCGAGGCCACCGACGAUGACCGCGUGCCCAACGCUCCGCCGCGACGCCCCGCGGGAGCGCGAUGGGAGCGCGAAGGGAACCCCUGCGCCGUCUCGGCCAAAGCGCCGCCGCAGCGCCGCGGCUCCGGGACGUUCCCGCUGGAGCCCGGCGCGCCGGGGAGGGCCGGAUUCCUGCCCCCGCUGCCGCCCGCGCCGCUGCUGCGACGCCACUCCAUGCAGACCGAGGAGAUGCGGCUCCUCGCACACUUCCAGAGUGUUCCCAGCUCCGAGACGGGAACUUAGGGGGUACUUAGGGGGCUCCACACCGGCCCCAAGGCUGCCAGCCCUCUCCCGGGGCCUUCUGGGGCACACGGUGGUGAUGUUCACUCUGAACCCUACUGAUGACAUUCAUUCUGAAUCCUACUGACUGCAUUCGCUCUGAACCCUACUGAUGGCGUUCACUCUGAACCCUAAUAACGACGUUCACUCUGAACCCUACUGAUGACAUUCACUCUGAACCCUAAUAAUGAUGUUUACUCUGAACCCUACUGAUGCUGUUCACCCUGAACCCUACAGACGACGCUCACUCUGAACCCUAACAACGACAUUGACUCUGAACCCUACUGAUGUUGUUCACUCUGAACCCUAAUAACGAUGUUCACUCUGAACCCUACUGACUGCAUUUGCUCUGAACCCUACUGAUGGUGUUCACUCUGAACCCUAAUAACAACAUUCAUUCUGAACCCUACUGACGAUGUUCACUCUGAAACCAGCAGAUGCCAUUCACUCUGAACCCUACUGAUGCCAUUCACUCUGAACCCUAAUAACAACGUUCAUUCUGAACCCUAAUAACGACGUUCACUCUGAACCCUACUGACUGCAUUCGCUCUGAACCCUACUGAUGGCGUUCACUCUGA
Cuculus canorus (common cuckoo) is the source of this 1794-nucleotide messenger RNA. RefSeq names its product ankyrin repeat domain 34A (gene ANKRD34A). The record is from RefSeq and is a predicted model, not a curated record. Gene Ontology annotation, molecular function: protein binding. The coding region runs from base 95 to 1180 and encodes 361 amino acids. The transcript has 2 exons. Lineage: Eukaryota; Metazoa; Chordata; Aves; Cuculiformes; Cuculidae.